AGAAGCUCAACUCACUAUUUCACACCCGCAGAAAGAGCUCGAGCACUUGACUCCAAAGAUCCGCCCUCGAUCGUUUUGGACGCUUUUCUGCAGGACCGGCACUCAUCUACGACCCUAAAUGGACCAGACUAAUGGACUGGUUUGGUCAAACACUGUAGCAUCCGAGGAGCAUCUGGGAUCCGUGUGUGUGUGUGUGUGUGUGUGUGUGUGUGUGUGUGUGCGCGCUGUCCAAUCCGGCGGAUCUUCAUUUAUAAUUUAUCAGAACGCUUUUGGACAGAUUGCACUCUCACGGUAGGCUAUAUUGGUUUGGGAAAUGUCCCUAAAGGAUUCCAAGUCAGGAUUCUCUGUCCGCGAUAUCUUAGACCUUCCGGACACGAACGAUGAAGGAUUGGAGACUGAAGACACUGAGGAUGAGGCGGAUGAAGGCUCUUCUGGAAAUCAGCAGAGCGCAUCCUCUGGAGAUGCGCUUUGGUUCGGAUCGCCCUGUGGCCAAACAUAUCCAGCAGUGUCAUCCGCGUCUCCAGAGGGUUUAACUCCAGAACUGUCCACGGAUGAGUCUGUUGAUCGGGACAGGGAGAGUUCAGAGGACUCGGAAAAAAAGCGCAAAAGGAGGAUCCUGUUUUCAAAGACUCAAACGUAUGAACUGGAGAGACGCUUCAGGCAACAGAGAUACUUAUCCGCGCCUGAGAGAGAGCAUCUAGCUAAGGUCUUACAACUGACUCCGACGCAAGUGAAGAUUUGGUUCCAGAACCAUCGGUACAAAGUGAAACGAGCCCGAGCUGAGAAAGGAAUGGACCCGUAUCUGCUGUCUCCGCGCCGGGUUGCUGUUCCCGUUCUGGUGAGGGACGGAAGAGUGUGCCAUGUUCUCAAUCCUCAGGACAUCACUGCUACUGUUCCAGCAGCGGCACCAUAUACUGCCUUUAAUAUGAAGCAGUUCCCUCAAAUUCAGCACAGUCACAACAUCUGCUCCAGCGUCAUGACACAUCAUCUGGGCCACAUGCAGCCUUGGUCCUGGUGAAGAGCUACUGGAGAGCUUUUACGCAGCGGAAAUUUCGCUUCACUAAUUAGGCUAUAUUUCUACAGUGUGGACAUAUAUAUUUUUAAAUGUGUUUUAAAUGUUUUUUUCCAAUGACGGUUCAUUUUAUUUUCGAUAUAACUGUAAUACACCCUGGGACACCACCAUCUCGCAAAAGUGUUGUCUGUAGUUAUAUUUAUGCUUUACAGUGUAUUGAUGAGUAAAUUUUAGCAAGAGUACAAGAAGGUUGCGGACAAUUUGAC
Messenger RNA from Carassius carassius (crucian carp), 1278 nucleotides. RefSeq names its product NK2 homeobox 2b (gene nkx2.2b). The record is from RefSeq and is a predicted model, not a curated record. Gene Ontology annotation, biological process: cell differentiation; regulation of transcription by RNA polymerase II. The transcript has 2 exons. Lineage: Eukaryota; Metazoa; Chordata; Actinopteri; Cypriniformes; Cyprinidae. Gene Ontology annotation, molecular function: DNA-binding transcription factor activity, RNA polymerase II-specific; RNA polymerase II cis-regulatory region sequence-specific DNA binding. The coding region runs from base 314 to 1018 and encodes 234 amino acids. Gene Ontology annotation, cellular component: nucleus.